Molecule: messenger RNA, 1852 nt
Organism: Paramecium pentaurelia
Lineage: Eukaryota; Ciliophora; Oligohymenophorea; Peniculida; Parameciidae
Source: the annotation of a GenBank genome assembly
AUGUUCAUAAUUUUAAUUUUGUUUUAAACUCAUCUAUCAUUCAGCUAAUAGAAUUUGAAUGAUAUUGAUUAAGACUUAACGUUAUAACUACAUGAAUUGAAUAAAAGUAAACAUCGUUAAUUAAAUUCAUUAAGUUUAGAGGAGAUUGAUUGGAAACCAAUAUAAAUACAUUUUUAAUUUUUAGAGAAUUCAGAAGUUAAUUAAGAGAUUUUAAACUAUAUUACUAAAAUACUAGAGAUUUCAAAGAUAUUUUUUGGGAGACAUUUAAUGAUUAGAAAAUAAUAACAAAGUCUUGUUUUUGGUAAUAAAUCAACAUGUGGUGGAAUUGAUAUUCCUGAAGCAUUUCAAUAAAAAGAAUAUUAUUAAGAUUUAGUGAUAUUUGUUUCAUUUAGAAAUGAUAAUACAAGCAAUUAUUAUGCAUAUUCAGGCCCUUGCAAAAUUACAAAAUAUGAUUUAAGACCUAUUUUUGGUGUUAUUAAUUGGAAUUUGAGACAAAUCUAGAUGGUAAUUAAUGAUUAAAUUAAAUUAGAAAAAUGUUAAUUCUUUUACUAUUUAAUAAAAUAUUUAAACUUCUAUUCAUGAAAUUAUACAUACUCUUGGAUUUAUUAAAGUUCUUUAUCAAUAUUAUUAUGAUCCUUAAACUUUAGAAUUUUAUAAUUUAACAUUAGAAAAAGAUAAAAAUAAUCAUUUGAUUUUGUCCACACCUCGUUUAAUGAAUAUAUCCAAAGAAUAUUUUUAAUGUGAUUAAGUUAAAGGGGCUGUAAUGGAAAAUUAAGGUGGAGAUAAUAGUGCAGACCAUCAUUUUGAGCGUACUUAUUAUUUUAAUGAACUCAUGACAGGCUCUUAGAUGAAUGGAUAAUCUGUAUUAUCAUAAUUUACAUUUGCUUUAUUAUCAGAUUUUGGGUAGUAUAUUAAUUUUAUCAUAGUUUUUAUCGAUUAUUAAAAUAUAAAAGUGAUUUUAUGACUUAUGGAAAAGGUAAAGGAUGUGACUUUUUAUUUAAAUCUUGUAAGGAAUUAGAAGUUGAUGAAUUUUGUUAAGAAAAUGAAUAUACAUGUUCCUUUAAUAAUUUUGGAAUUGGUAAAUGUGGCUAAGAUUAAUUAAGUGAUUAAUGCUCUUAUAGAAGCAUAUUUAAAGGAAUGGAUUGUAAAAACCAAUUUUAAUAUCAGACAUAAGAAUAAAUAGAUCAUUUCUCAAAAACAAAAAGUACAAUUAGUGAGAAUAGUUUAUGCUUUUAAAUAUCUUAUAAAGAAUAAAAAAUUGAAACAUUAUCUGAAAAAUUAAGUUUAAUCGAAGAAUCAUGUUAUAGAUAUAAAUGUUAAAAUAAUGAAAUACAUAUCAUUAUUCAAUAAAAUGAUAAUAACUAUAUCCAACUUCAUUGUCCUAAUAAUGAAACAAUAACUUUUAGUGAAAUCAAUUUUCAUAUUAAAUGUCCAUAAGAUUCAAAAUAAAUCUGUUCUCAUUAAAAUGAUUGUUAAAAUUAAUGUAAUUCAAGAGGUUUUUGUGUUAAUUAAUAAUGUACUUGUUAAUAUGGAUUUUCUGGAUAUUACUGUGAAAAUGAAUGUGAUGGAUUUAGAAAAGAAGAUAAAUGUUUGAUUAAAUGUGAUGAAUAAGAUUUUGCUGAUAUCAAUUCUAUGUAUUGUUUAACAUGUUCAGGGGUAAUAAAAGAUUUAAUAUUAUUAUAAGAAUUGUAAAUAAUGUAAGAGUAUCUUUGAAUGUUUAGAAUGUGAUGUAGGAUAUCAUUUAAAAGAUAAUUUCUGUGAACCUUUUUAUCAGAAAAUAGAAACCUUAUCAUCAAUAUAGUUUAAUUCUAUCAUUUACAGAAUUAUUCUCAUAUUGAUCAUUUUAAUUUGA